Messenger RNA from Setaria italica (foxtail millet), 618 nucleotides. RefSeq names its product putative F-box protein At1g47790. The transcript is spliced from 2 exons. Gene Ontology annotation, molecular function: protein binding. Bases 1 to 618 code for a protein of 205 amino acids. The record is from RefSeq and is a predicted model, not a curated record. Lineage: Eukaryota; Viridiplantae; Streptophyta; Magnoliopsida; Poales; Poaceae.
AUGGAAGAAAUCGUUACGGAGAUCCUGGCGCGCCUGCCCGUGAAGCCACUCCUGCGGUUCAGGUCCGUGUGCAAGGCCUGGCGAGCCAUCAUCUCCGACCCCGUCUUCAUCCGAGCACACCUCCGCUGCCCCGCCUCCAACUGGGAGCGGAGCCCUCGCUUCGUCAUCAGCCCGCACACCCUGGACGAAGUCAUCCCCGACGAGCGCUGGCCGAGCACCUUCUCCAACCACCUCCGCUUCUACCAGUGGCAGCUGCAGCAACGCGGCAAUGGCGGCAACUCCCCCAAGAAGAACAAUGCGGCGACGUUCUUGCACGCGCUCUACGUCUUCAACUCAGCCACCAGGGAGGCCAUCACACUGCCGGACGGUUACCGGAACUUCCUGCGAGUAGGUGGAAGAGGCUGCUGCUACUGCGGCGGUCUAGGGCUGGAUCCGCGCACCGGCAAGUACAAGGCAGUCCAGGGCUUCUACCGGUCAUGGGAGCCUGACACGAACCUGCGGACAGUCAUGGGGAUGGAGGUGCUCACCAUCGCCGGCGAGGACGGUGAAGAUUGGAGGGAGAUCAGGAAUGAUCCUCCGUACCCUGUCGAGAGAUUUCAGGGCUGCCGUGACUAUUAA